Messenger RNA from Ictalurus punctatus (channel catfish), 1609 nucleotides. RefSeq names its product leukocyte immune-type receptor 3. Gene Ontology annotation, molecular function: transmembrane signaling receptor activity. Gene Ontology annotation, biological process: cell surface receptor signaling pathway. NCBI's taxonomy places the organism in Eukaryota, Metazoa, Chordata, Actinopteri, Siluriformes, Ictaluridae. The record is from RefSeq and is marked provisional.
GCUCCGUCCACUCCGUGUGAUGAUCUUGCUUAUUUCACUUAUCCGAGUCGGACAAGCUCAAGUUCUGUCUGUGGAGCCGAAUUCACCUCAAAUAUUCAGAGGAGAGACGGUUACACUCACAUGUAGGAUUUCAGGAUGGAGUGGACUGUACUACUGGUACAAAGAUGGUGUUUAUAGUCACGGUUCUGCUGAAAAUUACUACACUAUAAAAGUAGAUCAGAGUCACAGAUACAGAUGUUACGGGUCUAUUUAUGGACGGUCAACGGCAUGGAGCGAUGAAGUGACUCUCUCAGUGAUAGAGAGACCAAAAGCCGUUCUGACUCUGCAGCCUGAUGGACAGAUAUUCAGUGGACAGGAAGUCACUUUCACAUGUGAAAUACGAGGACAUGCAGACACUGAGUGGAUGUACAACUGGAAUAAAGAUGGUGUCCAAAUAUCCUCCUACACUGAGAGCAGGAAAUAUUCAUUCACUCCUGUAGAGUCUCUCAGCGCUAAAUACACCUGCAGCGGACGGAGAAGAAGCGACUCUCAGACCUCAGAGACCAGCAACACUGUUACACUCACUGUGUCAGAAAAACCCAAACCGACUGUGAGAGUGAAUCCUCAGCGCUCCGUCUACACUGGAGACAGAGUUACUCUGAACUGUAAUCUGCUGUCUAAUGGAUGGACUUUCCUCUGGUACAAAGAUCGAGUCCAAGUAGCUGAAGACACCAACACACUCCAUGAUACAGUCUCUAAUGCAGGAGAAACAGUGUAUCAGUGUAAAGCACGCAGAGGAAACUACGACUCAGAGCUCAGUGAUACAGUUACACUUACAGUUAGAGUGCUCCCAAAACCUGUGGUGUCCAUAAAUCCUGAUGAACAGGUGUACAGAGGAGAGACUGUCACUCUCAGAUGUGACCUACAGGAUGAAGAGGACUCUGACUGGAUCUACAGCUGGAAUAAAGAUGGUUCUGGUGUCAGUAGUGAACAGGAGUACAGAAUCAGUAGUGCUGAAACAUCUCAUGCAGGUAAAUACACCUGUAGAGGAAGAGAGAGAGGAGGCUCACACUCCUCACACACCAGUGAUGCUGUUACACUGACUGUAUCAGGUGAAUCUCCUCCAGUGUCUCUGAUCAUCAAUCCCAGCAGAACUCAACACUUUACUGCUGACUCUCUCUCACUGAGCUGUGAGGACCAGAGUGACUCUACUGGAUGGACAGUGAGAGGAUACACACACAGUGAGGCAGUGUCUGAUUGUUCAUCAGUUUCAGGAUCUACAUGUAACAUCAGCUCCCUCUCUACAUCACACACUGGAGUUUACUGGUGUCAGUCUGAAUCUGGAGGACGCAGUAAUCCUGUCAACAUCACAGUGCACCAUGGUCAUGUGAUCCUGGACAGUCCUGUCCAUCCUGUGACUGAGGGACAUCCUCUGACUUUACAUUGUUUAUCUCGCAACUCAAAUACCUCAGCUUCUGGUGCUGAUUUCUAUAAAGAUGGUUCAGUCCUGCAGAACAAGACUACAGGAGAGAUGACCAUCAGUACUGUCUCAAAGUCAGAUGAAGGUUUCUACCACUGUAAACACCCAGAGAGAGGAGAGUCACCCAAAAGCUGGGUUUCAGUCAGAGGU